AUGGAUGGAAAUGCUACCUCAUCCGAUGAUAUCACUCGUCGCUUCGAAGCCAUGGAGCAGCGCAUCAACAUCCUCCAAAAGCAGAACGAAGCGUUGCACUCUCAAAUCCGCGAAUUCGAUCCAUUACCGAAUCAACCCCGUUCUAACCCGAGUUGGCUUCCCCCGCCUCCAACUCAACCAUCUUCUGCAGGUACAUCGACAACAGUUGUCACCUCGACGGCUGCCCGGGUAACCCCACCUCAGGUCGGCAUGACGACAUCUACCAUGGUGACGGCCCCCGCUCCGGUGUCUCGUCCGUUGCCUCCCCCAAUGGUACCCACGCUACUCAAGGAACGCCCCCUUACAUGCAACAACUGGUGCCGCAGUUCACUCCUCACCAACCUCAUGGCGUUACUCCCGCAGACGAAGAGACACGCCCGAGAAAACGAGAUAGACAGACCAGUCCGAGCUGUAGCCGCCAAAUACCUAACCCCUACAUCUUUUGAUGAAUCUGAUGCAGGGGACGUCUCGGACAAACAUCAUGACGGCUUGGUGAUAUCUAUUCCUGUUGGAAACUACAUGAUCAAACGAGUCCUUGUCGACAAUGGCAGCUCAACUAACGUGAUGAUGCUCGACGCCCUUAAGGAGAUGGGGCUCAACCCAGACACAUAUGUCGUCAAAAAAUCCAUCGUGCUAAUAGGGUUCAGUGGCGAAGCAAAAACCACAUUCGGAGAAGUUACCCUACCCGUUUACGCAUAA
Spinacia oleracea (spinach) is the source of this 738-nucleotide messenger RNA. RefSeq lists its product as uncharacterized. The transcript is spliced from 4 exons. The record is from RefSeq and is a predicted model, not a curated record. The coding region runs from base 1 to 738 and encodes 245 amino acids. Lineage: Eukaryota; Viridiplantae; Streptophyta; Magnoliopsida; Caryophyllales; Amaranthaceae.